Molecule: messenger RNA, 1362 nt
Organism: Sphaerulina musiva SO2202
Lineage: Eukaryota; Fungi; Ascomycota; Dothideomycetes; Mycosphaerellales; Mycosphaerellaceae
Exons: 1
Coding region: 42-1355 (437 amino acids)
Source: RefSeq, a predicted model, not a curated record
GGUACUAUGAGGCCAAAUAUUGCUUUGCCUACUUGUACGAUAUGCCGCGCGUAGACUUGAAGAACUCCAAGUGGUUCACGAGAGGCUGGACCCUCCAAGAACUGAUAGCGCCGGGAGUUGUGAAGUUUUACGACUGCACCUGGACUGAGAUCGGCACCAAGAUUGGCAUGAUCGGAGAGAUCCAGAAAAUUACCAGUAUCGAUGAGCCAGUAUUAAGGGAUCGUAACAAACUGCAGUCGACCAGUGUCGCAGCCCGCAUGGCGUGGGCUGCAGAACGAGUGACUUCCAAGAAGGAAGACGAAGCAUAUUGUCUCAUGGGCAUCUUCGACGUGAACAUGCCGAUGAUCUAUGGGGAGGGCAUGCGGGCCUUCGCGCGCUUACAGGAGGAAAUCAUCAAGACCUACGAAGACCAAAGCAUCCUCGCAUGGCAAGCGUGGGAGCACAAUCAAGCCAAUUUGCUUCUCUCCCCAUCGCCCAAAGGCUUUCGGAAAGCCCAUAAAAUCGUCAGCUGGUCCCACACCUGGGUGGACGAUUCCUUUGACCUCCACAACAAGGGCCUCCGCAUCUACCUCCCCGUUGUCCAAGACCCGGGCGAUCCUAAGCGAAUCGUCGCAAUCUUGAACUGCCGCUACAGCCACGAGAUCAGGACACAACUCGCCAUCUAUCUGAGGGAACAUGCACCCCGCAUGAUCGUUCCCAGCCGAGAACUCAAAAGUACCGUCUGCGAGAUGGCGCCUCAGCUGACCGACUCCGGCACGCUCACCGCUCUCGACAACAUCCAACGAGCAGUUCUAUACCACGCCAAAUGGAAAUCGCUCAUGAUUCUAAAAUCGCCCAUUCCCCCAGAACACAUCGCCCCAGGAGCCGUCUGGGAACAAAAGAUCAAAAUCCACAACCUCGUCGACCAACUCACCCUAUCCAAAGUCUUUCCCCCAAACGCCUACGACCCCCACGAGGAAAUUCUCACCUUCUUCCUCACAGGCUCCGACGAAAUCGAUCGUGGCUACAUGUCCUUUCUCGACCCCGACGGCAAAAAGCAGUGGAGCGUGCUCUUGCAGCAAGAAUCCUUAUCCGGCUCCGCUAAACCGCGUGUCUGGCUGUGCAAACACGGUACCCUCGCAGAUGAUACUGCGCUAUUUCGUACGUUUCGCGCUAGUAAUGAGGAACUUCGGAAAAUCGCUCGAAUUGAAUUUCGCAAGGGCGUGCAGGAUCUUGUGGCUGAGGUGGAUCGGGAUUUGUCGCAGCCGACGAAAUCUGCGUGGGAUGUGAAGUUGUAUUUGGAGAAGAAGACGGCUUCUUCGUCGAAGGGGACGUGGACGAGUUUGGUAUAUGGUAGUGGUAGUAAAGGUCGUUGAAGAGAGA